UUAACUUACCAUUUAUCUGUGAUUUGGACAUUUCCUUAAAAUCUUCACUAAAAGACUUCCCCCACUUAAUAUAAGGAAUGUAUUGCUUAGCAUCUUCGCAAACAGAAACAAAGAGUAGUUUACAAUCUAUGCCUGCAAUAAGCCAUAUAUUUAAGAUCACAUAUAAGGUUCAAGCUAUUAAAGAUAAACAUAGCUAACUUAAAACAUUAGGAGAAACUUAUUUCAAUACCAUUAUAAUGAUCAUAGAAGCUAAUGUGAGAAAUUCCAGACUGCACACACCACCCAAUCAGUUUAGCAAAGUCUGUAUAAGAUGGAGAUUCUACUCCAAUAAUAAUGGUUAAAUGAUUUGGAACUUUUUCAUAAGUUGAAACCCUACUUCUUAUAUCAAGGUGAACAGUCUUGAAUAUAGUCCUCAAAAAUAUCUUCACACUAUUUAAACCAUGCAAAUGUGUCCCUAUCACAUAAUACCACGUAUAUAGCUGAUGAAGCGAAAUCAACAAUAAUUUUCCUAAAUAAUUGAAACAAACAUUAAAAAUCGCACUGGCCGCAACAGCACAUAAACCGGCACAGUUAAAACUCCUUUUAUGUUGAACAUUCAUAGUUAAAAAUCUCAGUUUAUAAAAAUACUCUUGACUUUAUAGGCUAAGAUCACAGACAUUUAUGAACUUUGAACGUUCCUAAUCACUGAUAACAAUGCAGUACUAUGAGACCUCAAUGCCAGCCACCUCGACUUGUUGGGUAGCAUUCUGUGCCAGUAAUCCGCUCAUCUGCUUCGCACACUAGACCUGUGGAGGCAUGAUUGGACAACUGAUGACUCCCAACGAUAUGCCAAUAGCCAAGUCUUCAUUGAGCCUCCAUUGCUUCGGUCAUUUGCUUGGUGGAAUUAAAAGUUUCAAAAUGAUUCUUGGAGAGGAGAAGAUUAGCCUUUUCGUUCGUGGGCAGUCCCAUCAUUUGGUAGAAUGUUCUCAAUCUGACACACUAGGAUCUGUAAAGGUCCGAGUUGCCGACAUAGAAGGUAUUCCUCAUGAAUUAAUUAGUUUAGCCUCAUCGGGAACUCCUCUGCAAGAUGAUAUGUUUGUAUCUGAUUUGGAGAACAGGAAUCUUGACCUCACAGUCCCCUUACUUGGAGGUAAAGUCCAUGGUUCUCUGGCUAGAGCUGGUAAAGUGAAGGGUCAAACCCCAAAGGUUGAAAAGAUGGAAAAGAAAAAGAAGAAGACUGGACGUGCUAAAAGGCGUAUUCAAUACAAUAGACGAUUUGUCAAUGUUGUACAGACUUACGGUAGAAGGAGGGGACCUAACUCUAGGUCUUAAAACAUUUUAAACCAUAAAAUAUAAUUGUUUUACACUAAAUAUGACAUUCUGAAGUUAU
This is a messenger RNA of Nezara viridula (southern green stink bug), 1369 nucleotides long. Lineage: Eukaryota; Metazoa; Arthropoda; Insecta; Hemiptera; Pentatomidae. The record is from the annotation of a GenBank genome assembly.